AUGGCUACAUUGAACUUCGCUUUGAAAAACAACACCGGGUCCGGCACGGUCUGGGCCUACAUUACAGGCCAGGCGCUUGAUAAUCACAAUGCGCUUUUCCUCUUGCGAUCUGAUGGCAAGACAGCCUACUACCCAACCUCACCAUCGUCCACUAUGAGCGACCUGGGUGCGGAUUGUGCAAUUCCGUUGGGCGCACCUGGCAGUACUAAGACGAUCACUAUUCCGCACCUGGCAGGCGCACGGCUGUGGUUCGCCCAAGACAAGAAAUUGACAUUCUAUCUGAAUCCUGGCCCUGCCCUUGUUGAGCCUUCGGUAUCCAACCCAGCAGAUCCUAACUAUAAUCUCACCUGGGCCUUCUGCGAAUUCACCUGGAAUGACUUCCAGCUUUAUGCGAAUCUCAGCUACGUCGACUUCGUGUCCAUGCCAAUAGCGAUGACCCUAACCAACAAAGCUGGUGCAACCCAGACCGUCAAGGGUUUGCCAGCUAAUGGUCUCGAUCAAGUCUGCAACGCUCUCAAGGCCCAGAACAGCAAGGAUAAUGCUGGCUGGGACAAGCUCAUAAUCCAGAAAAACGGGGUCAACUUACGGGCCGUUUCUCCAAACACAGGAAGGACCCUCAAUAGUUCUUUGUUCAAUAACUACUACGAAGGUUACGUGAAUGAAGUCUGGUCUUACUACGCAAACAACACCAACAAUACUCUGACAGUCAAUACGCAAGCUAGCGCCGGUGAUGUCACAGCCAAGGUUUCCUCCGAUCUCUUGUCCUUCUCCGUUCCAGGUAUCUCCUACACCAAGCCGUCUACUGGAGACAUCUUCAGCAACAGUUCUGGCUCCUUUGCAGUUUCUGGGAAUGCAACCAAAGACGCUAUUACGGCUCGUCUCGCGGCUGCGUUCAAUCGCUCAACCCUGUUGAUAAAUGUCAACCAGCCGAACGGGGAGUCGGUCUCAAACUAUUACAAGCACCCUGUAACAAACCACUACUCGCGCAUUUGCCAUGAGGUCAGCCUCGAUACUCGGGGCUAUGCAUUCCCCUAUGAUGACGUUGCGCCUAACAACGGCCCCGAUCAAUCUGGCAGUGUUUAUGAUGGUAACCCACAGCUCUUGACAGUCACCAUUGGCAGCAGCUCUAGUACUUCUGCCAAGAUGUCUACCGUUGAGGAGGCUACGCCAGUCCAGCAGCCUCUGGAGAAUGGAUCCCAGCGACCCGUGGAGAAUGGACAGAGCAAGGAUAACGAAAGCAAGCCAAGCCGCUUCCACGGCCUGAGGAGGUUCGUGGAUAAGCUGUCGCGCAGGAAGAGCAACCCUUGA
This is a messenger RNA of Penicillium griseofulvum, 1308 nucleotides long. Its product is annotated as glycoside hydrolase family 64 protein. The record is from RefSeq and is a predicted model, not a curated record. Lineage: Eukaryota; Fungi; Ascomycota; Eurotiomycetes; Eurotiales; Aspergillaceae. The coding region runs from base 1 to 1308 and encodes 435 amino acids. The transcript has a single exon.